AGUAUGAAACAGUUUAUGUUGUGCAACAGUUUCAAAUGAUUAUUUAAUAAAAAUAAAAACUAAUUUAUUAUGUGAAUACAAGAUGACGACAUUAGUUUUCUGUUUGGUAAUAUCAGUAUUACUAGUCGUUGUAUGUUAUUAUGAUGCGGACUUUUUGUCAGGUGAUCAAAAAUCUGUUUUGUUACUUCUGGUAUCAAACGAAGAUGGACAUAAAAAAAUGAAUGAUGAACUAGAGAAUAUGAUAAACAGAAAUGAUUAUGACAUUGACGUUCGUAGAUUGCAUAUUAAUAAUGCAACCCUGACUGAAACUAUAUCAAUAGUGAACACAAAUAGGAAUGACUAUGUUGUAAACUUAAAAAUAGUCGACUUUUACAAGGAAAGUACGUUACCGUCAGAUUUAAUUUUUCAUGAAAAUGGAGCUACGAUAACAGACCCUUUUUGCGUUAUAGAUAUUGCAAAAACUAAUAAAGAGACAUCGUGUGAAGUAAAAGAUGUGGAAUUACAGGAAAUGGCCGCAUUCAGCAAAAAUAUACUAGACAUAAAGGAUAUUGAAAUCAUUGAAAUUUUGAGCAAUUUUAAUAUAAAUAAUAAUAAAGAACAUACUAUGCCAACAAAGAAAUAUGCGACUCACAUUAUUUUAAUUUGUUCACAAAAUGAAAAUGCCAUCGAUUCUGAUUAUAAAGAGAAAUUGAAGGCAAAUUCUAAUCCUGUAGAGCUCAUAUUUUCUGAAUGCAAUACAGAAAUGAAAAUACCAGAUAAUACUUCAGCUGUAUUAGCACCAAAACCUUUACAAUUCAGCAGCUUUAAUCCGCAGAUUCCGUUUAUUUUCUACGAUAGUAAUCAUCUGCUGCCCGUGCAUGAAGAAGAUUAUCCAAAUUCAUACACUUUGUUGCCAUGGCAACCACUCAAGUAUGCACUUGUCAAAUUUCUACAAAAAAUGAAGUGGCAACGCAUUGCAGUUAUAUCUGAUGAUUCAUAUUUUAGUGAUGAAUUUGAAAAAGAAUUAAUAUCUCUUUUGCAUGAAAAUGACUUUGUUUAUACCGUAAAGCAAUGCCUUUAUAACAUUAACAGCUCUAAUUACGAUCCAAAUUUAAAAACAUGUACUUUUGAUAAAGGUCUAAAUGAAUUAAGAAAUCAAGAAUAUAAAGUAUGGGUGAUAAUAGCUAAUGUGGAGAUAUAUAAUUUAGAAAAAUUGACAAGAGCUGCAAGAGACUUAGGUAUAAGAGGAGUUCAGUGGAUAUUUAGACAUCCCUAUAAUGAUGAUACGAAGCACAUACCCGACAACAUAGGUGAUAUAUAUUACAUAAAAUUAUCACCAUCUGGUACCAAUGCUUUCAAUGAUCUUAUUUACACAGGCAUUGAAUAUAUCAAGAAGGCUCUCUUCUAUGGAAACAUGAACAUUACCUUUCCGAUCUCCACAGUGGUGCGUGCAACAAUCACAAAGAGAUAUUAUACAUUUAGAGGCAUAAUAGAUAUUGAUGGUACAAAAUCGUCCGUAAUUGAAAUGCCACAUGCCUAUAUAUCAGAUCUCUCUGAUUGUUACAUUAGAAGUAACGAUUUCGACAAGCCAUGCGAUAACUUUUUACUUUGCCUUCUAUUUUUAGUAAUAAUUAUGUUUAUGUUAAUUCUUCUAAUAAUUGUCAUAUAUUUUAGUAAUAUACACACAACAUAUGGUCAAUAUUCCAAUAUAUUAUAAUAUUACUAUGCAAAUAUUACAAUUUUCACCUUCAACUACUCUUCUUAUAUAUUCCUUUCGGCUUUUCGAAAGUUGACUGUAGAAAUUUCUUAUCGCCUUGAUAGGUUUUAUAGACAUUAAAACUGUUCGUUUAUUUAUAUAAGCUUUAUUCUACAUUCACAAUUAAUGCAGAUAUCAGGUUAUAAAGAAAAUAACAUGGUACAGAGUCAAAAAGAUAUUUCUUUCCCCUUGGAAGACAUUUCUUCUUGUCGACCUUGAGAACGCGAAAAGAGAAAGUAUCUAUAUAGUUUGUAUAAUAAAUGUAAAUAAUAAAUCUGUUUCAUGUCUCCUGUACAAAUACUACUACUAUUAUUCUUCUUAAAACAAUAUUAAAUUAUUAUAUUAUGAUGCCCUCUGGUGACAAGAGUUUCCAGUCCACCUUCGUUAUAUACGAAAACAUCUGACAUGACUUAUCAAACAAUUGCUUUACGUGCCCUCCGAAGCACGAAACGAGUGGCAAUUAUUUUGAAAAUAUUUAUACAUGAACUUGAAAAAUUCGAAGAUUUAAGCUGAGAUUCGAUCUGAUCUGAAGCGCAGUCAGCGGACUGUAUACAUAUUAUAUAUUUACAAUAAAAACAACAAUAAGCAAUAACGUUCUAAGUUUCUUUGUAAUUGAAAUGCUUUAAUAAUAUUUAAGUACAUUGUCUAAUUCUUAAGCUAAAAUAUCCUAUGUUAAGUAACCAAGUAACGAAUUUGGAAGAGCACAAUCCAAAAUAUACCAACUCAAGUCAAUUUAGAAAACUCAUUUCCUAUAAUUUGACUUAACAAAUCAAAAUCAUUUUUUGUAAAUUAAUCUUCUUUUAUAUUUUUAUUUUAUAUAUAAUAUACUAGUAACAAACUU
Galleria mellonella (greater wax moth) is the source of this 2576-nucleotide messenger RNA. RefSeq lists its product as uncharacterized. The record is from RefSeq and is a predicted model, not a curated record. Lineage: Eukaryota; Metazoa; Arthropoda; Insecta; Lepidoptera; Pyralidae. The transcript has 6 exons. The coding region runs from base 83 to 1696 and encodes 537 amino acids.